Molecule: messenger RNA, 2402 nt
Organism: Fundulus heteroclitus (mummichog)
Lineage: Eukaryota; Metazoa; Chordata; Actinopteri; Cyprinodontiformes; Fundulidae
Gene: hapstr1b
Product: UPF0472 protein C16orf72 homolog
Exons: 4
Coding region: 221-1012 (263 amino acids)
Source: RefSeq, a predicted model, not a curated record
GAAAUUCUAAGGUGUUGUCAUCCGCGUUCUUUGGUUUGGUGUUUAACGUUGGGCAGAUAAUAUUGACAAUGCGGCUCUAACAGCAGUACUAUUCCUUCGUUUCUGUAGGCGGUGGAGGGGUGUAUUACCUAUUUCUCUAACAUAACACGAAAGAGAGAUAGUUAAGUCACCCCUAAGUCCGACAAAACUCCACUUUGAACACAAAGCUAACCCGUUAGCUAUGGAGGAGAGGAAGGAAGAGGGAGAAGCCGAAAUCCAAGAGCACGGCCCAGAGCACUGGUUCUCAAAAUGGGAACGGCAGUGCCUGGCAGAAGCCGAACAGGACAAUCCUAACGAAGAGGAGAGGGAGCAAAGUCAACAGAAACUAUGGCACCUUUUUCAGAACUCUGCUACCGCCGUUGCACAGCUCUACAAAGAUCGCGUGUGCCAGCAGCAAGGUCUGUCCCUCUGGGUGCCCUUCCAGAACGCGGCCACGGCUGUGACUAACCUGUAUAAAGAGAGCGUAGAGGCUCACCAGCGGAGCUACGACCUGGGUGUACAUUUGGGCCACCAGCGCAGGAAUAAGGAGGUGAUUGCGUGGGUUAAAAAGCGACGAAGAACUAUAAGACGGGAGGAUCUCAUCAGCUUCCUCUGUGGCAAAGUUCCUCCUCCGCGGACAGCUCGCGCGCCACCCAUAGUUGCUAUGGUGUCCGCAGGUCGGCCAUCGCCGCCGGAGACCGACAACUCUGUCGAGGCGGACCUGCAGCCUUUCAGAGAGGCUAUAGCAUUGCACGGUCUCAGUGGUGCCAUGGCCAGCAUUUCUGUGCGCUCUGGUCCUCCAGGUUCCCCAACGCAUCCUGCCCAGUCCCUCAGUCGACGCAGGAACGGCCUCCACGACAUGGACCUUAACACCUUCAUAGCCGAGGAGAUGGCCCUCCAUUUAGAUUCCGCUGCCACCCGUAAACGCGGCUCUGCGCCCCACAGUGACGUCAUCACGGACUCACCCACUCAUAAACGGAACAGGAUGCUCUAAACUGAACGUCGAACCCUCAGCUGUCCUCUCCUCGGUGGCCGGUCGGACAGACAACGGGGACUGAUGCCUUGGCCAACCAUGAAACUCUUCCUGUUUAGUUGCAAUGUUACAAAUAAAAAAAAAAAAAGCUUGAAUAUUAUCAGUCUGCAUAUUUAUCCCCUUCCUUUUUUUUUCCCAUGCCAGUUUCUUUUUCAGUAAGGAACGUGUCACCUGAUCUCUCCAUUGUAAUGUUCAGUUUUUCUUCGUCAUCAUUUCUUUGCCCCCAGUAUCCUGAUGCAAGCACACAUUACUCUGUAUCCUUAAAUAGCAGAAUGUUGCAUUUGGAUAUUGCUUAUUGUGUUUCGCUUAUUUCUUUUUUUUUUUUUUUUUUCCUUCUCUCUUUUCGAUCUGAUGAACCCAUUAUAUGCCUACUGUUUUCAGCUUGCGUCCCAUCCCCUUCCUCAGUCGUGCUCUUCUGCAGUGCAGGCCAACAUUUGGGCACUUAAAGGAGGCUGAACUGCUGCUGUUGUUUGGCUCGACUUGAAAACACCAUGUAGAUCUGACUCUGCUGCUGUUUCGUGUUAGCGUAUCUGACAGCAGAACUGCCACUCUUCCCGUAUUGUACAUGUCUCUGCCUUUUUUUGAGAAAGCUGCUCGAGUAUUUCUGGUUGUGGCGCAACAGUGAGUGUGUGUGUGUGUGUGUGUGCGCGCACGUCAUACACGCGUUUCCUCUUUUAUUGGCUACACCCUACUGUUUACUCAUCUGCUUUUUACAAAACAGAGGUUUAUUGCGACAUGUCAGCCGAGUUCACACAAACCAGUUGGCCGAUGCGAUAGAUGUGUUCUUAGAAAAAAGAAAACAAAAAAAAAACUUUAUAUGACAAAAUACCCUUGUUCUGUCUUAUUAGCAGUUCUACACAUUAACCGCACUACCACCCGCCAACAAAACAAACCGACAUGGAGAGCGUCGGAUUACAAGUGGAUGCAACGUGGUUCUUUGUUGCAUUACAAACAGUAACAGUGGUCAAAGGCGUUGGUUUGACCUGCUCAAUGUUUACAUUCAAACCAUAAAUAGGAUCAUAGUCUCGCAUCGUCAGUAUUUUAUGUUCCUUGAUUUUCAUGAUGUGCAAAACUCUCUCACACUCGUGAUUUCAGCUUUAAACAUAGAAGGGGCCGGUGGCUGUGAGAUUAUAUUUUGUUUAGCCAGCUCAUGGAAUAAUGGGUGUGUUAGUUUGGUGAAAAAAACGCUCGUUUUUUUUGCUAAUUUCACACACUGUUUUGUGAUACAAUCUUGUGUAAGCAUGUAAAUAAUAUGUAGGUGCAGUUAUGUGGUACAUAUUGUAAAAAGAAGUGCUAAUCCAUUGGGAAGUCCUUGUAAAAUGAUUCUAAAAUUAAAGAGAAUACAAAUGUU